Messenger RNA from Anarrhichthys ocellatus (wolf-eel), 725 nucleotides. RefSeq names its product glutathione-specific gamma-glutamylcyclotransferase 1-like. The record is from RefSeq and is a predicted model, not a curated record. Gene Ontology annotation, biological process: glutathione catabolic process. The transcript is spliced from 3 exons. Gene Ontology annotation, cellular component: cytoplasm. Gene Ontology annotation, molecular function: glutathione specific gamma-glutamylcyclotransferase activity. Bases 1 to 627 code for a protein of 208 amino acids. Lineage: Eukaryota; Metazoa; Chordata; Actinopteri; Perciformes; Anarhichadidae.
AUGAAACCUCAGGAAAUUAUCAAAGAAAAGGGCAACCUGUGGAUAUUUGGAUAUGGCUCCUUAGUGUGGAAACCUGAUUUUGCAUACAAGAGGAGCAAAGUUGGCUUCAUCAAAGGAUACAAAAGGCUCUUCUGGCAUGGAGAUACUUUUUAUCGAGGGGACAAGGAAAAGCCAGGUAGAGUUGCCACACUAGUGGAGGAUCAGGAGUCUUGCACAUGGGGAGUGGCCUAUGAGGUGACUGACUCCCAGAUUGAAGAGUCCCUUCAGCACCUAAACAUGAGAGAGGUUGUGUUGGGGGGUUACAUAACAGAGAUGGUGGAGUUCAUCCCUAAGGAGAAGGGUCAGGGUGCUCUGUUGGCCCUCGUCUACAUUGCUACGUCUGACAACCCCAUCUACCUCGGCCCGGCCUCAGACAAGGAGAUCGCAGCCCAGAUUGCCACCUGUAGAGGGAACACGGGCCACAAUAUGGAAUACCUGGUCCGCCUGGCAGAGUUCAUGAGGCUCUACUGUCCUGAGGUAAAGGACGAGCAUCUCUUCUCUAUUGAGGCGGCUGUUCUGAACAUUUUCCGUGACUGCGGAGGGAUCAAACCCCCUGACCAAACGUCCUUUCAUCUGGAAGCUACAUAAACGCUCCAUCAUACUUCAUCAUACAAUUGUUAAUGUUUUAAUACUGGGUAAAAGGGAAAUGAGUUUGUUAUGAUUUGCUUUCAAGGAGAAAAAAAAAG